CAUCAACUCUCUCUCUCCCCCAUUAGUCAUUUUAGUCAUUGAGUCGUUUCAGCGUUUCAUUCUGUUCUAGGGUUUCUUCCACCCUCUCUCCGCCUUCUCCAAAUCCCCAAACUCCAUGGCCGAGAUCAUGAACUUGCCGGUAGAGUCCUUGGACCGCCGUCGCGACCGCAAAGAGAAGUCCUCCGAAGACCCCCAAUCUUCGCCCCAGCAAGAAGCACCGCCACCGCCACCGCCCCCUCCGCCCACGCGAAGGCGCGACAGGGACGAAGGUCGAGACGAUAGGGACCUCGACCGCCCUCCGAGUCGCCGGCCCGACUACUACGAUCGAAAUCGUUCUCCUCCGCCUCCGCCUAUUCGAGAUAGGGAGAGAGAUAGAGAGAGGGGCUAUAAGCGUCGGAGCAGCCUCAGUCCUCCUCCUCCGUACAGGGACCGAAGGCACUCGCCGACUCGGAGGUCUCCACCGCCGCCGUUCAAGAGGUCCAGGAGGGAAGAUGGAGGGUACGAGGGCAGGAGAGGGAGUCCCAGAGGAGGGUUUGGUCCUGGGGAUAGGAGGUUUGGAUAUGAUUAUACUGGAUAUGACCGUGAGAUGGGGGGUAGACCUGGUUAUGCUGACGAAAGACCUCAUGGUCGGUAUGCUGGACGGUCAUCUGGUGGCUAUGGUCCUCCUGACUGGGAUUCAGGACGCGGUGGUUUUGGUGAUGCUUCCAGCACUGGGACUACCCAAAGAGAAGGGUUAAUGUCAUACAAACAGUUCAUUCAGGAGCUUGAAGAUGACAUUCUGCCAGCUGAAGCUGAGCGCAGAUAUCAAGAAUACAGGACGGAGUAUAUUACUACUCAGAAGCGAGCUUAUUUUAAUGCGCAUAAAGAUGAGGACUGGCUCAAAGACAAAUAUCAUCCCACAAAUCUACUCACUGUCAUUGAAAGGAGGAAUGAACAUGCACGAAAAGUAGCAAAAGAUUUCCUGCUUGAACUGCAAAGUGGGACCUUGGACUUAGGCCCAGGUGUCAAUUCUGUAGCUCCAAAUAAAUCAGGACAUACAAGUGAACCAAAUUCUGAUGAUGAAGCUGACGUGGGUGGCAAGCGGAGAAGGCAUGGCAGGGAACCAAAUAAAGAAAAUGAACUUCUUUCAGCUGCUCCUAAGGCUCACCCAGUCAGUUCUGAGCCCAGACGUAUACAAGUUGACAUUGAACAAGCCCAGGCCCUGGUUCGCAAACUUGACUCUGAAAAAGGAAUUGUGGAAAACAUUUUAGCUGGACCUGAUAAUGACAAAAAUAGAGAAAAAUUGCAUGGUGGCUCCACUGGCCCUGUUAUUAUUGUACGGGGUUUGACAUCUGUCAAGGGCCUGGAGGGCAUUGAGCUACUAGACACCCUUAUUACUUAUCUUUGGCGCAUCCAUGGUUUAGAUUAUUAUGGAAUGAGUGAGUCAAAUGAAGCUAAGGGUCUCCGGCAUGUAAGAGCAGAGGGGAAGAGUUCUGACAUAAUGAGUAAUGGAGCUGAGUGGGAAAAGAAAAUGGACUUGCGUUGGCAAGAAAGGUUGCAGAGUCAAGAUCCCUUGGAAAUAAUGACUGCCAAGGAAAAGAUAGAUGCCACUGCUUCUGAGUCCUUAGAUCCUUAUGUUCGGAAGAUCAGGGAUGAAAAGUAUGGCUGGAAGUAUGGUUGUGGAGCCAAGGGUUGCACAAAGCUCUUUCAUGCUGCUGAAUUUGUGCACAAACAUCUUAAACUGAAACACCCUGAACUUGUGAUUGAGGUGACUUCCAAACUGCGGGAGGAGCUGUAUUUCCAGAAUUAUAUGAAUGAUGCAGAUGCACCUGGUGGAACUCCUAUUAUGCAGCAACCUGUACUGAGGGAAAAACCACAGAGACGUAGGCCAGGUGUAGAGAAUAGAUUGAAAGACGAACGUGGUAAUCGUAGAGAACGAGAAAAUCGAGUCAAUGGUGGUGAGAGAUAUGAUAGGUCUGAUAACAUGCAAUCAAGUGAAUUUCAGUCCAACAAUGAUGGUCCAGAAGGAGGAAAUCUUGACGAACCAAUGUUUGAUAAUUUUGGUGGACAAGGAGUACGUGUCGGUCCUCCUUUUCCGUCAGAUAUACCCCCACCACCUGUAUUGAUGCCUGUGCCUGGUGCUGGUCCACUAGGACCUUUUGUUCCUGCUCCACCUGAAGUUGCAAUGCAAAUGUUGCGAGAACAAGGUGGUCCUCCACCUUUUGAAGGCAGUGGUAGAAAUGUGUGGUCUGGACCCCAAAUGAGUGGGCCAGCCCCAAUUCUUGCUUUGUCGCCAGCUUUUCGACAGGAUCCUCGUCGUUUAAGAAGUUAUCAAGAUCUAGAUGCCCCAGAAGAUGAAGUCACGGUGAUAGACUACAGGAGCUUGUAGAUAUUUUUGUUGGCAGGAUGAUAAAAGACUCGACUGUCAUAUUGUUUCCAGGUAAAGGCAACUCCUGUAAAGUCCAACAAGGUUAACCACUGCGACCAAAUAAAACAAAAAGAAAUGAGGUCAACCACUUGAAAUUAUUGCAUCAUAACUGAAGAUUCAAGUUGUAGUGAAAUCUUGUAGGAUACCCUGCUACUCACUUGGAAACCACCGCACUUUUUUGUCGAUGAUGAUACUUCCGGCUGAGAUAAUAUGAUAGGGAUGUAACUCAUGUUUUUCUUUUUAGCUCCACUUGAUUUGCUGACAGGUAAAAACGAUUAUUGUUGAAUUCCUGGUGGGAAUAUUGAUGUGUCUUCGAAAUCAUGUCUCUGUAAAUUGAAGUUGUACACUAGAUUCCAGAUGGUUUUCAAUUUGUUUUAAUUUUUUUGGGUCAUGACUUUCAA
Molecule: messenger RNA, 2808 nt
Organism: Prunus avium (sweet cherry)
Lineage: Eukaryota; Viridiplantae; Streptophyta; Magnoliopsida; Rosales; Rosaceae
Gene: SE
Product: C2H2 zinc-finger protein SERRATE (SE)
Biological process (GO): mRNA processing; primary miRNA processing
Cellular component (GO): nuclear body
Source: RefSeq, a predicted model, not a curated record